Messenger RNA from Oikopleura dioica, 1257 nucleotides. The record is from the annotation of a GenBank genome assembly. NCBI's taxonomy places the organism in Eukaryota, Metazoa, Chordata, Appendicularia, Copelata, Oikopleuridae.
AUGGUAAUGUUUAAGGGUUUAGUAGGGCUCGGCCUUGCUGCCGUUGGGGCCGCUUUUGAUUUCAGUGUGGAACAGCGCUCGAUUGAAGUGCCGCGAAUUGGAACUGACGUGAAUGUCACGUGUGGCGGAAAAGAAAUCGCAAUCACCGUCUCGCCGCAGUACAUCCAGAGGAAUUCAAUGUGGCUCCGCGAUGGCUCCUUUCUCAGUUUGAAUGACCCCGAGUGCGGCGGCGAAAAGGACGACGAUGGCAACGUUGUCCUCAAGAUUAGGGACGACUUUACAAAGUGCAACAUGUUGGUGGAAGAAGUUACAGGAAUCAACGGGAAAAACGAGACGUACGUAAGCGACUACAAGUUUACCAACGUGUUGAAGCACGACGCGUCGGAAAGCGCCGCGAUUGCUCGAGAACUGGAUCUGCUCGAAUUCAACUGUGUCUACCCAACCGAGCAGAUCACUUCCAAUUACAUGCAGCCAUGGAUCAAAACUCAAGCGCUGCGAACAAAAGUACGAAACUUGAAAGGAGACAUGCGACUGUUCAAGAACGAAAACUACACUGAUUUCUACACUGCCCCUCCUGUCCUCGCUCUCGAUGAUGUGCUCUACGUCGAAGUCAACCUGGAAAGGCCACUUAUCACCGAUAUUGCCAAGAAUUCCGAACUGGUGGUUGUUAUGGAGAAGUGCUGGGGUACUCCAGUGGCCGAUCGGGACAACACGAUGCGAUACUACAUGAUUCAGGAUGCCUGCCCCGUCGCCGGCGAUACAUCGUUGAAAGUGCACUCCAACGGCGUUUCUCUCCAAGGCCGAUUCGAUUUGAAAAUGUUCAAAUUCAUCGGCGACGACCUCAACGACGUCUGGCUCCAUUGCUCCGUCCGUGCCUGCGAAGCUACCAACGCUGAAGAUUGUGUUCCCCAAUGCGGCCAAAAUGGAAACCGAAGACGACGAUCCACCGGAAGCAACAAUUCCAAAGGACUUAACUACGUGUCACUCGAAGCCGUGCUGCUGGCCGAUCUACCUAUCCAGCGACUCCAGGAGCAUACCGAAGAAUUCGAAAUCCUCGACAGAAUCAUCAUCUCAAAAGGAAGCGUUACUGUACUCACACCCGGAACAGUUUCCUUCAAUGUCAUGCUAUGCGUCGUCGCACUGAUCUCCAUCCUCGCCGUGGUCUUUUCAAUCACGUGCUUGAUCGCACGAAGAAAACGGGACAUGAUGAAGGCGCUCACCGAAUCCUCUAACUUCUCUUCUCAGGAUCUCUACUAA